Messenger RNA from Lagopus muta (rock ptarmigan), 6861 nucleotides. RefSeq names its product A-kinase anchoring protein 5 (gene AKAP5). The transcript is spliced from 2 exons. The record is from RefSeq and is a predicted model, not a curated record. NCBI's taxonomy places the organism in Eukaryota, Metazoa, Chordata, Aves, Galliformes, Phasianidae. Gene Ontology annotation, molecular function: GABA receptor binding; glutamate receptor binding; protein kinase A regulatory subunit binding. The coding region runs from base 2851 to 4677 and encodes 608 amino acids. Gene Ontology annotation, cellular component: excitatory synapse; postsynaptic density; dendrite membrane. Gene Ontology annotation, biological process: positive regulation of adenylate cyclase activity.
AUAGGCUUGCAAGGCCCAUCUGCUUGCAUCCAAACUGAAUCUGAAAACAUUCUGAUUUUGGUGAGAACUGGGAGAGUUGUGGUGUAGGUGUGCACCAAUGUAAGGAUGCAUCUGUAGUAUACAGAUACUAAGUAUAGAGAGAGCAAGUUAUUCAGUAGGGGAGAAUAAUUACAUAAAAAUUACCUAGUUGUCACAGAAGCAAAGACAGAAUAAUUUAAAUUGUCGUAAGCACACUUGAGAUAUGCUCACAGCCUCCUCAGAUUUUCUUCUCGAUGGUAUUUGGCUGAGAAGUUGCUGGAGACAGCUUUCACAGAGCACAAAAAGGCCACCUGCAUGGGGUCAGGAAGAGCGUCCCCUGUUGCUGCACCACCAUGAAGGCCUGGCUCGAAGUCCACCUGCAGCACCUUGGUGGAGCCUUUCCUUGCAGCAGAUUGCUACAGCUGAUGCUGCCAAGGCUGCUGUCGGUUCCUACAUUUAAUCCUCAUUCUCUCAUCUUGCAGAGGCUUCCCUGUUGCGCUGCUUUCCUGCAAGCGCUCUGUGUUCCAUCUUCAUUUUAUGCUUAUGAAAGAUGGGAUAAGUGUUAAUUUAUGCUAAGAUUAGCCUCCUUUUAGUUAAGCAUGAGAUUGUAGACAUGCGGUUGAGAGAAGAUGGUUCAGGAGGUCACUAGUCCACAGCAUGCAGUGAGGCAACACCAUGGCACAGCCACAGAAACCAGAUGUGAAUUUGCUGAACAGUGGGGGGCUGCUGACAGCAGAGCCUAAGGGCCGGCAGCAAAUAGUGAAAAAAUAGCCCCAAGCAUCCUCAGAGAUGAGUGGCAAAUGCUUUUCUACAAUGUGCUUCAAGUGUUGUGGGAAGUGUAUUCCCACUGUCCCUACUUGCAGCGCUGAUUCAUCAAUAGGUUUGGUGGGUUGUUGGUUUCUUAGCUCAUUUGGCACUCCCGUACUUGACCCAUCACCUAGGACACAAAGAAUGCUUAAUCUCUUCUAGAUGACAACUGGAAGGUUGUCUUCCCUUCCUGUUGCCUGGAGCAAAAAAUCAAUUAAGUGCAGGUACGUUCUCUGUGGGUGACAUGUGAGCCCAGAUCCUUGGCUGCUGCGAUGGCCAUUCCCUGAGCUGUGCCGUAAUGAGAUCCACACAUCACAUUGCUAGGAAACAAUACAGGUUUUUUCAAUCUUAUCCACCUUCUGCCCCGUUAUCUAUCUCCUGUGUGCCAUACUCCUUGCUGUUACUGUCCUCCCAUGGAGCAACGGAAUAAUUGAGUUCUGUGCAAGGUGAUUUCAGAGGGACGGAUUGGAGCUGAUGCUGGAGGUAGCACACGUUACUGCUGCCUGCAUCCCCUCUCCACCUGAAAUGAGGGGAAAUGGCCUCGUGCUGAUGGCCUGUGCUUAGCUCUCAUGGAGAACUGUACCCUAAUUAGAACCCACUGCCUACCCUCCAGAGAGGAGCAGUUUCCAAAUGCAAGUUACUGUAACGAAUGAAUGGCAGCGAACACGUCUCGUUAGGGAGCUUCUAACAUGACGGUUCCUUGUGGUUGCCUGAUGUGUGCUUCUGUCUCUAGGCUGAGAUUUCAGCCAAAAGAACACAAUUUCUCCCCUUUUUAGGGAGGGAGGAGGCCGCGUGUAUUCUUUUUAAGGAUGGCCUCCACUGGAAGCCACUUGCAGGCUCGACGUAUGCUCCAUGGCCUGCAUUGCAAUGUGCCAACACGCUGCGAAGCAAUUAAUAUCCUUACGACAUGAGUGGGCAUCGCUGAGCUCCCCGUUGGUAUGAAUGGGGACGUCGAGGCAGCUCCAACCAUGGCUUCAUGUGGUUCUUCAGCAGCACCUGUAAUCAUUUCCUGGAGGCUCUCCCAUCAAUCAUAACAGCUAUGGAUGCAGUUUUAAAGACAGAUUUUGACAAAUGUGAAGGAAAGAAAGACCCCUAUGACUGAGGCACCUUGUCAGGUGUUUCGGCUGAGGUUAUGCUUAAAUCCAGGCCCCGGCUGCCCUUAACCCCGCAGUAAAGCUGCGGCUCCUGCAGUGACCUACAGUGACAGGUUUCAGGCGGCAGAAAAACCGCUGCCAGGAGCAGAACUCCCAUCGCACGCUGUACCUGAUCCGCGGAUCCCCGCCGUCUCUUCCUCCCGGCUGCGUUUCCGCUCGCAGCCGGCAUUCAAGCCGCGAACCGCGGCUCAGCCUUCGGGAGGAUCCUCUUGACUUCGCCCGCUGUGCAUCUGCUGCUGCUGCCGCGCGCCCUGCGCGGGGAAGGAUGGUGGCGAGGGACGGUGCUCCGCGAACGGGGCAGGAUGCCGAGCCGGGGUCAGAGCUGGGAGAAUCAAGCACGAUCAGAGGCAAACUUCACUCAACCCGUGUCAGGAGCUGAUCAGAAUCCAAGGCACAGCAGCAGCUGAUUGGCACUGGGGGGCAGAACACCUCCACUCACUGCCUCCACGUUGCUUCAAGCAAGUUCCUUGCUCCCGUCGAACUGUCCAUGGGCUGAAUAAAAGUUGUUAACUCUUGGCUUGACUUGUCAUCCUUUGGGGGAGUAAAACUGAGGUCAGACUGUCCAUUCAAUGGUGUACUGUUAGAGGAGCACGACCUGAAGUGGGGUAUCUCAGAGGUGAGAGUGACUGGUUCUUCAAGUCUGCCUAGGACUCCUUGGAGAGGCAAUAAGGAGAGUAAGAAGAUGCAAUGGGAAUUAUAAAGUGAAUGCAAUAGCUUCAUUGGAACAGCUCUGCACAUUGCCAUGCCUGCUUGUUAAGAAGCAACUACUGUUGUUUUGAGGACAAUUUGGGGAAAAAGCCAUUUGAGCGUUUCUGCAGCUUUUAUGCAUUAAUCAAGAAAGUCAAUACACAGACGAAGGAGAGGUGCAAAUAUGGCAAAGGCUGCUAAGGAGAUACAAAUGGAGAACCCGAGCGAGCUGGAGACUCCUAGCGUGGGGACACCAUGUCCCCCAUUGGAAGAACAGGCAGAAAAACCCUCCAUGCUCUGUUUUAAGAAGCGGAAGAAGUCCUGUAAGAAGGGGCUGACAGCUAAGGAUGCAUGUGAGGGAGCUUCUGGAGCCUCGGAGGAGAAAAAUCAAUGCAUCAGCACAGACCCAGGGGAGGCAAAAGCUUCUGCUCGAUUGCAACCCUCCAGAGGAGCCUGGGCAGCUCUCAGAAGUCUCACAAAACCUCGGAGAGGGCAGAAAUCCUCUUCACGGAAGAAGGCGUCUUCCGAUUCCCAGGUGCAGCUAGAGAUGGAUGUGGAGGACAGCUGUGCACAAGGUCUUCCAAGGAAAAAGGCCAGCACAGGGGUGAAGAUGCCCUGUGUGCGCUUCUUGAGAGGCAAGAAAAAGCCCAGCCCCUCAGAAGUGGUGGAGGAGUCAGAGGACAGCAUUCAAGCAAACGAAGUGAUGGGCAUUUUGAAUAAAGCCAUUGAAGAGCUGGAGGACAUGGCCCCAGCAGAGCCCUGCGACAAGGCUGAGUCCCUCAUCCCCCUCCCUGCAGAGGACAUGGCCCCAGCAGAGCCCUGCGACAAGGCUGAGUCCUUCAGUCCACUCCCUGCAGAGGACAUGGCCCCAGCAGAGCCCUGUGACAAGGCCAAAUCCCAUAGCCUGCUCCCUGCACAAAAUUCGGCCCCAUCAGAGCCCUGUGACAAGGCUGAGUCCCUCAGCCCACUCUCUGCAGAGGACAUGGCCCCAGCAGAGCCCUGUGACAAGGCCAAAUCCCUUAGCCUGCUCCCUGCACAAAACUCGGCCACAGCAGAGCCCUGUGACAAGGCUGAGUCCCUCAGCCCACUCUCUGCAGAAGAUGUGGCCCCAGCAGAGCCCUGUGGCAGUGCUGUAGCCCUAAGCCUGCAGCCUGCAGAGGACAUGGCCGCAGCAGAGCCCUGUGACAAGGCUGAAGCCCUAAGCCCGCUGCCUGCAGAGGACCAGGGCAUAUCAGCAGAAGGUGCCAAUGCCAAUGGGAGGAGUGAGUCCUCGGGAGAGGCCAGACCAGAAGUGGAUGAACACGCAGAGUGCAUCACUCAGUCAGAAAUAACCAGUUUGGAGCCUGUCAAUGAACCUGUGCAAGAAAAGCUGCCUGAGGGGAGUCAAUCUGCAGCCCAAGUGGAAGAGAGGGAAGUCACUCCUGAAGCACCGGUUUCCACAGAUCAACCCAAUGGCACCCCUGAAAUCACCGAGGUGCAGGAAAUAGCCACGAUCUGCAAGGAGCUUCCUGAAAGGGAUGAGUCGGAGAGGAACACUGAUCUCCCCAAAGAGUGCAAAUCUGAGGAGACCACGAUGGAUUUCAGUCCAUCGGUGUCUAAGGAUGAUGCAAUGAGUGUGCAGAGCAGCUCCAGCCAUCAGGAGAAACCUGAAGUCAACAUGGGCACCGGCGUUGGUAUCGUCAUCACCAUCACUGAAGCCGUGGACUCUGACGACACCGAUUCUGACCAGGCCUAUGAGCCAUCCCCGGUUUUACACCACAAGAAGCAAAAAGGGAAUAAAAAAUCCAGUGGGAGCUUUGAUUUUGGUCAAAAAGAAGGCCCUGGGGCUGGCAGUGAUGCUGUGGUGGAAGAGAAAGGUCUGGGCGAGCAGGAGCACAGGACUUCAGAUCAGUAUGAGUUGCUCCUCAUAGAAACGGCGUCUUCCCUUGUGAAGGCGGCCAUCCAGUCAUCCAUAGAGCAGCUUGUCAACGAGAUGGCUUUGGAACAGAAUAAACACAACAGUUUUCUGUGAGGGUGAUGAUGCCCCCAGAUUAGGGUGAUUCCAAGCUAUUUUGGCCUGAGGAGGGAAGCAAGAGGACUCUGGAGGCCACUGCUUAGUUAACUCUGCAUGCCUGUGAAGUUGUGUGUGUGUUCACGUGUAUGAAGCUGGUGCUGGGGCAUGGGACGGGCCGUGCUGAGCACAGCGAGUGCACUAGGCCUGGCUGCAGGAAAGUGCAAGUGUUGUGGUGUUUUCAUUUACUAGCAUCUUUAUGUUGAGGCCGUGUUUCUGCUGUCUUCCGUUCCAGACUUCCCUGCUGUUAGUGGUUUAAACGUUAAUGUGCUUUUAGGAAGAGGCUCCACAGGCAGUGAGAAACCUCCUGCCACUGGGUUCGGUUCAGUGAGCGUUGAGCACAGCUGGAGGUUUGCUCAGUGGGUACAAGGGAGGGAGAAGGGGCUGAGAUGUGCAGUCAGUGGCAUCGAUGCCAAGUAGUUAGCACUGCAUUCGGAGGUAUAGGAAACCGUGGUCUGAAGUCCCAUUAGGUAGAACUGAGUGAAUGCAGUGAGCAGCACAGUUUGGCCAGCCUAAGGCCCCAGCUUACUCCUCCAGCCUAUUCCCUUGUCAGAAGCAGCCUGUGUAUCAUCCAUCCCACUGCACUGCAGCAUCAGCUCUCCUUGCUGACUUCAGGCUGCACAAACACCAAGAGCAUGCCCUCGCUUUGUCUGCUGGGGCCCAUUGCACUGCUAAGCACAGGCCUCCCCCUGGUGUAGUGAUGAGGGCCAGGCUGGAGCAUGCUGGCCACAGGGAGCCCCUGGCCUUGCCUUCUUUUGUCUGCCACAGUGAAACUUCCCUUGGAUAUGAUGUUUUUGUUUUCUUUUGUUAUUAAUGUAUGGCAUGUCAUAUAAAUAGCAGUGUGCUGCAUGCAGUCAACUCUUGCCUCGGUGUUGAAAUAGCGUGGUAGCAAGGAUGUGCUGCAGGCCAUGGAAUUGCUCCAUGUAGGGAGGGGAUUUGGGCGCUGGGUGUGUCCAUGUGUCCAUCCAUCCCUUCACUUCGCAGAGACCCCCUGCAGAAAUCCCAGCUGGCUCCGUGGUGGCCAGUCCAAAAUGCACCCUGAACACCGGAGCCAUCUCACCAAAGUCCUCAGGGAAAACCCAGACAUGAGGGCUGGGGACACUGCCACAAAACACCCAGACAGGCCAACUGCUGUCAGAAAAAUACAAACUGCUCUGUUAAGGAGGUGUGCAUGCAGCGUGUGCACACGUGGUGCAUGCGGGUCCACAUCGCCUCUCACUGCCAGCCCUCUGGAAGAAAGGGGCCUUUUGAUAAUUUAGGAUUGCAGCUGCGCGGUUGGGAUUUACACACUGCUGCGUGAAAGUCUGCCUUUUCUGCUGAGAAAGUUCUCCUGCCCCAUUCUCAGCCUGUACAGAAAUAGCCGCCUCCCCUGGCAACUGCUCAGUGACCACAGUGGCGACACAGAGGUUUUCUGCUCGGCGCUGUAAGAACACCGGGGCUGACAGUACUCCAAGAACCCAGUGCACAGCCGUGUUUUGAACUUUGAGAAAGGAUCUGUGCUGCUGCGAGAGAAGCACCAGCAGUGAGUGCCAUGGUGUCUUUCUGUGCACGUUAAAUUUGGAAAAAAUCAGACGGACAUUUUUUUUUUCCUGUGAAUUUAUUUAACGUGAUCAAUAAUUCAGCGUGUAUAUUAGUGGCUCUGCACUUCCUAUUGUUCCUUUCAGGCAUUUUGCCAUCAUUUUGAAAGGGGCUUUUUCAGGACCGUGUAUGGCUUUGGAGCUGCUGCAGCACCUGGGAAGAGCUGUGCUUGUGCUGGAGCUGUGCCCUGGGCUGUGUGGGCACUGGGAUGGGUUGGUGCCGAUGGAAUGGCUGCAGCAUCUCCAUGCCUUGGCUGCAGGGGUACCUCUGGGUUCUCAGCAGGAGAUGCCAAAACCCCCGGGCAUGGCCAGGCUCUUGUCUCCAUGUGCUGAGCAGUUUGGGGAGGAUUUAAUGCUACAUCAAAACAAAACAGUACAUUGCAGGAGGAGGCACUCCUUGCAAUGGGGAGAGAAGAGCAGCAUUGUGUGGGUCCAGCCCAGAGCCUGCAGGACUGACAGCUGCUCUGUACCCAGGGCUGUGUUUGCAUCCUUUUCAUAGCUGUUUUCCCUCUGUUCCACUCAUACAUGUAACUUGCAAUUAGUUCAUUAAAGUUGAGUGUACCUCUUG